Sebastes umbrosus (honeycomb rockfish) is the source of this 3420-nucleotide messenger RNA. RefSeq names its product phosphatidate phosphatase LPIN1. The record is from RefSeq and is a predicted model, not a curated record. Gene Ontology annotation, molecular function: phosphatidate phosphatase activity; transcription coactivator activity. Gene Ontology annotation, cellular component: mitochondrial outer membrane; nucleus. NCBI's taxonomy places the organism in Eukaryota, Metazoa, Chordata, Actinopteri, Perciformes, Sebastidae. Gene Ontology annotation, biological process: fatty acid catabolic process; positive regulation of transcription by RNA polymerase II; triglyceride biosynthetic process. The transcript is spliced from 20 exons. The coding region runs from base 265 to 3000 and encodes 911 amino acids.
AGGUGUCCCCUUCCUCAAAUACCUAAAAUGUCAGAGGGUCUCGUGGAUGAUGACCACUCCAGGACAGUCUCAGGUUUCUGACCAAGGGGCCCAGGUAAAUUUAGUAAGUCGCUGUCCACUUCAGACGGCAGUCAGACACUUGACAUGUUCACAGAGUGAAGACGCUAUAGACUGGACCGGACUUGUUGGCGUUUCACACAUCUGUUUAGAAGGUAGCACAGAUCAGAGACCUGCAGCUGGGAUCAUCAACCACGUUAUGGAAUCAUGAUAUCGGCAGAGGAUGACGAAGAGUUUGAUGAGGCUGUUGAGCGCUAUGUCCACGAAACCAGCUGGAACUGGACCCGUCAGACCAUGAACUACGUGGGCCAGUUGGCGGGCCAGGUGUUCAUCCAGGUCAAAGAGCUGUACCGAGGCCUCAAUCCCGCCACCCUUUCCGGCUGCAUUGACGUCAUCGUGGUGAGGCAGCCCGAUGGAUCCCUGCAGUGCUCACCUUUCCACGUUCGCUUCGGCAAGAUGGGAGUCCUCCGGUCAAGAGAGAAAGUGGUGGACAUUGAGAUCAAUAGAGAACCAGUGGAUCUGCAAAUGAAGCUUGGGGACAACGGAGAAGCAUUCUUUGUGCAAGAAACAGAAAACGAUCAGGAAGUGGUUCCCUCCUACUUGGCCACCUCUCCCAUCUUGUCGGACGGGGCCGGUCUGAUGAGCUCCUCCCUGAUGGGGAAGAGCUCCGGGCCGCCCAUACAGACCCUGGGCUCCUCGGGGUGCGCGGGAGAGACAAUGAUGAAGAAGAGGAGGAAGAGGAGGAGGAAGGCCCGGGCGGACAGCGUUAGGAGGGAGGAGAGCGGGGACUACUCCGAGGAUGAAGACAUGUUCACCAUAGACAUCAGCUCAGAUGAAAUGGCUGAGAUUGAGAGCAACAGGACUUCAUCUCGGGACGUCUUAAGAGAUGAGACGACAGUCGGUUCGACCGGAGGCUCCUUCAAACAGACCGGCAUCUACACUCGUUCAGAUGGAGAGUGGAGCCCGAUUCAGAGCCCUGGAAACUCUCGUCCCACCUCUACCAAGAGUGACUCUGAACUGAUGACCAAGCCGUCAGAAGCAGACAAUCAGAAUCCAGCCAUGCACUGGGCGUGGGGCGAGCUGCCACAGGCUGCCACGCCGUCCUUCCUCCCAGUGAAAUCCGACCCUCCACCAGUUUGCCCAUUAUCCAUCCCCGUGUCUGAAAGCACACACUUCCGUGUGAUAACUCACGAGACGUCGUUGGAGCAGUGCGGACCCUGCUCGGAAAUAUCAGCACUCAGACUGCUGAUGCCAGACGAGACAAGUGAGGAGACAGUUGGGAUGGAGGCAGAAGCCAUGAGGAUGGAGUCUGAAUCCCAGACAGCUGGAGGCGUGGCAGCUCGUAUGAUGGCUGACAUGGAGGAGACAAUGUCUCGUCAGCCAGGCAAGACUGACUCUCCAUCCAAGAGAAAAGACAAGAGAAGCCGCCAUCUUGGCUCUGAUGGAAUUUACCUGGAUGACAUCACAGAGCUCGAACCUGAAGUGGCGGCACUUUAUUUCCCUAAGAGUGAUGGUGGUGCAGUAGUGAGGAGCAUCUCAGACCCGGGUCUCCACAGCACCAGUCAGUCCCCACAGUCGCUCAGCUCUGGAGGAGACAGCGGAGUGGACAGCUACUGCGACCCCAUGGCCGACAUGCCGUCCAUCGCCAUCUCUUUGUGCGGAGGACUCAACGACAACAGGGAGAUCACUAAAGAGCAGUUCCACGAGAAGAUCAUCUCUUACCAGCAGUUUUCCGAAAACCCCUCCAUCAUCGACGACCCCAACUUAGUCGUGAAAAUUGGCUCCAAAUACUAUAAUUGGAGCUCUGCGGCUCCACUUAUGCUGGCGAUGCAAGCUUUUCAGAAACCACUGCCAAAGGCUGCGGUGGAGAACAUCAUGAAGGAGAAGAUGCCCAAGAAAGGAGGAAGGUGGUGGUUCUCCUGGCGAGGCCGAAACAGCAGCACCAAAUCGGACUCCAUCUCUGAGCGUUCGGCCUGUGGUUAUACUGAGCAGGCUGGGCAAAUGUCAAGCAGACACAAAGAAGAGUCGUCCUCCAGUGAUGAAGACCACAGGGCAGCCAUGCAGAACUCUCCCAGCGUCCAAUCAGAGCCAGGGUUCACAGCAGGAGGCGUGUCUUAUAAGAAAACACUCCGGCUCACAUCAGAGCAGCUGCUGUCUCUCCAGCUGCAGGAUGGUCCUAACGAAGCUGUGUUCAGCGUGACCACUCAGUACCAGGGAACCUGCCGCUGUCAGGGCACCAUCUACCUCUGGAACUGGGACGACAAGAUCAUUAUCUCUGACAUAGAUGGAACCAUCACCAGGUCAGACACGUUGGGUCACAUCCUGCCCACACUGGGGAAAGACUGGACCCACCAGGGCAUUGCACACCUCUACCACAAAGUCAGCCAAAAUGGCUACAAGUUCCUGUACUGUUCAGCCCGAGCUAUCGGCAUGGCCGACAUGACCCGAGGUUACCUCCACUGGGUCAACGAGAGAGGCACCAUGCUCCCUAUGGGCCCCGUCCUUCUCAGCCCGAGCAGCCUCUUUUCAGCUCUUCACAGGGAGGUGAUCGAGAAGAAACCAGAGAGAUUCAAGGUGGAGUGUCUAAACGAUAUCAAGAACCUCUUCUACCCCAACACACAGCCGUUCUAUGCAGCGUUUGGCAACAGACCAACGGAUGUAUAUUCCUAUAAAGAAGUAGGAGUGCCACUGAACAGGAUUUUUACAGUGAACCCUAAAGGCGAGCUAGUGCAGGAGCACGCCAAGACCAACAUCUCAUCUUACGUGCGUCUGGGCGAGGUGGUGGACCACGUGUUCCCUCUGAUGAUGCGAGCCUCCUCCUCAGACUUCCCCUGCUCGGACACCUACAGCCACUUCACCUACUGGAGGCAGCAGCUCCCCCGGGUGGAGCAUCAGAGCACUACACCUCCACAGACUCCACAGACUCCCCAUCCCGACAGCUGACUACCUGUGGCCUGCUGACCAGAGCACUGACUGACUGAUGGUGUGAUUGUUUCAUGUGUGAUAUGUAGAUUUUUUUGUAGGAGAUGGAGCACUUUGAGUGCACAGCAGAUAGCAACUUAAAGGUCCCGUAUUGUAAAAAGUUAGAUCUUCAUGUCUUUUAUAUGAUAAAGCAGGUUUAAGUGCUAUAUAAAUACUGUGAAAGUAUCGAAACGCUCAAUCUACGGAGAAAAACACACAGCCUGUAUUCGAAAAGUGUCCUUUAAAUGAGCCGUCAGGAUUUCCGUAACUUUGUGAUGUCACAACUGUACAACAUUUCACAGUUGUAAACAUAAACAUUCUAAAUAUGUCCAAAUUUAUUUCCGGUUGCAGUGUAUGUGAAUGACAUCAACUGACAGGAAGUAAACAAGGACUCAAGCUGUU